ACUACAUUUGUUUUUUCUAGUGCUUUACGAUCAUUCCCACUAAUCAUUCAUCAUGAAGGUCAGAGCUUUGAAACAGAGGACCAUCAGCAUUUUCUUUUCAAAGUAUGGUAUCAUCUUUCUCAUUCUGGUUGGGUUUAUCAUCAUCAUCAUUGUCAUCCUGCUACAUGACACAAAUCUUCCUGAGUUUCAUCAUGGCAUAAAAAGAAACUCCUCAGAAGGUAAAUCACACCCUGACCUCCAGUCUAACUUCUGCAGCUUCCAGCCAUAUUCUGUGGCUCUGGGGGAAGCUGUGGAAGAACGGCGCCUCCUCGACUCAGUUACUUGGCCUGAAACUCCACUGAUUCCAGUUAACUUUACCCUGAAGCAGACCAGUGAUCCUGCCCACAGCACUUUCACAAUUCUUCCAGGAGGAGGGGAGUGGCGUGUGGGGGAUCACCUGAAGGUUAUCAUUCAAGUGAAGGAUUUUGAAGGCCAUCCAAAGACGUCUGGGGGAGACUUCAUAGUGGCUCGGUUGCACAACCCAAAGCUUGGUGCCGGUGUGGCCGGGCAGGUUCUGGAUCAUGUCAAUGGGUCUUACUCAGCUGUGUUCCCUCUGCUCUGGAAUGGAAGUGCAGAAGUUCAGGUGACACUGGUUCACUCCAGUGAGGCUGUCACAGUCCUGCGUAGGCUGAGCACAGAGCAGCCAGACAGGAUUCAUUUCAAAAGUCUUUUCCGUUCAGGCUCAGAGUCUGAAACCACGACCUGCAACAUCUGCCUGAGACCAAACAAUCAGCCGAUAUGUAACUACACCGACCUCCGUACAGGGGAACCAUGGUUCUGCUUCAAACCAAAAAACCUGAACUGUCAUACCAGGAUCAACCACUCUAAAGGAGGAUACAAGGAAAACCUCAGGAAAAAUGAGAAGGAGCUGUUUCAGAGUCAUGUCAACUUGAAAGUCUCCAUUCAGGCUGUAGGUUCUACCAGUGUCCUGGUGUUACCAAAAAAGGAAGGUAACAAUGAAAAAAAGGACAGUAUUGUAACACCUGGACCCUUUGGCUACUACUACCAGCAAGUGUGGCAAGCUCUAGGUGGCACCCCAGUCCGCCAGUUCAGCAGCCCCUCUGCCAUUACUGAAUGUCUGAAAGGCAAGGUGAUCCACCUGUAUGGAGACUCCACCAUCAGGCAGUGGUUUGACCAUCUCAGGGAAGCACUACCAGAUCUGAAGGAGUUUGACUUACACAGUUCAAAGCAAUCUGGACCUUUCAUGACCUUAGACUAUCCAAACAACAUCAUGGUGACUUACCGCUGUCAUGGGCCUCCUAUUCGUUUUGGUGAUGUACCAACCAGCCAGCUGCGUUACAUCGCCAAUGAGCUAGAUGAUGUGGUUGGAGGAAGUAAUACUGUUGUAGUUAUUGGCAUCUGGUCUCACUUCAGCACUUUUCCCAUUGAUAUCUACAUCCGGCGGCUGCAGACCAUCCGCAGAGCUGUGAUUGGCCUGCUGGACAGAGCUCCAGGUACACUGGUCAUCAUCCGUACUGCAAACCUCAAACAGCUGACACUUUAUGAGACUCUGACCAACAGCGACUGGUACUCACUGCAGCGGGACAAGGUGCUCAGGGCAAUAUUCAAAGGAAUCAGUGUCCACCUGGUGGACGCCUGGGAGAUGGUCCUGGCCCACCAUCUGCCUCACAACCUCCACCCACAACCUCCUAUUAUAAAAAACAUGAUUAAUGUCGUCUUGUCCUAUAUUUGCCCUAAAUGAGGUGGUUAGAUGUGUUUCCUGUACAGGGGCGUUUAAGAUUCAAGCACAGAUGUUGAGUUUGCGUCGUAUGUCUGUGCUUCCACCAGAUGCUGCAUUCUGAUCCAGCAGUCACAAAGCAAUUAAUUUAUAUUUAUAAUAUAUUUCCAACCUCAGUUUAAUGAGCAUAGGGGUUUUGUUUGUUUUGUUUUUUUUGUAUGAAGUUGAGAGUAUUCUUAUAUCAUGCUGACUUGGGUAAAAGGUAGAAUGUGUUUACUGUAGUUUACUAUAGUAUAUCUAUGAGGUUUUUCUGCAAAUAUUUCAAUAUUUAUAUUAAUAUUAAUAAUAUUUGUGUACAAUUUUAAGGGUGACAAAAAUA
Molecule: messenger RNA, 2096 nt
Organism: Sphaeramia orbicularis (orbiculate cardinalfish)
Lineage: Eukaryota; Metazoa; Chordata; Actinopteri; Kurtiformes; Apogonidae
Product: NXPE family member 3-like
Exons: 6
Coding region: 53-1741 (562 amino acids)
Source: RefSeq, a predicted model, not a curated record